Molecule: messenger RNA, 1318 nt
Organism: Nylanderia fulva
Lineage: Eukaryota; Metazoa; Arthropoda; Insecta; Hymenoptera; Formicidae
Gene: Su(P)
Product: prostaglandin E synthase Su(P)
Cellular component (GO): mitochondrion
Molecular function (GO): prostaglandin-E synthase activity
Source: RefSeq, a predicted model, not a curated record
UCGUGCAAGAGUGUCAGGUGUCAGACUGACAUGUAACUUAAAAAUGGCUGCUGUACACAAACUUGCCCGGUUUAUUCCACGAACGAAAUAUUUAAAUAAUAAUAACUAUUAUGCGAGCAAGAACCUACGAUCGUUUUGCACGAUGGUGCAACAGCCGCAAAAAGCGCAGAGCUUAGUGAAAAUCGGUUUGCUCGGCGCGGUUACCGGCGUUGCUGUGGGUGCAGGUUAUGCCUAUCACAAAAUCAACAAAACUCGAGAAAAUAUCGCUCUGGAAGGAACGCAGGCGGAAGUUACGCUGUUGAAAUAUAAACCACCUGUCACACCGUCCAGAAAAGUUAUAUCUCCAGUAGACUCUACAAGUUUAAAUGUCACGUUAUUUCAGUAUCAAACCUGUCCGUUUUGUUGUAAAGUUAGAGUUUUCUUAGAUUACUAUGGAAUAUCUUAUGAUGUUGUGGAAGUAGAUCCGGUACUCCGUAAAGAGAUUGGAUGGUCCUCUUACAAAAAAGUUCCAAUCCUCUUGACUAAAGUAGAAGGAGGCUAUCAACCCCUAAACGACAGUUCCAUGAUAAUAUCUCUUCUUGCAUCUUAUUUACACGAUACAUCUCAUAAGGUUGAGGAAUUGUCAAACUAUUACCCAAGUGUAGGGAUGCAUGAUGAACAAGGAAAUUUUAAAUACGAAACCAUAAAUAAGUACUUUCUCAUGUUUAACACAAAUCUUCCAAAGGACAAAACGAUGAAUGAUAUAACCGAAGAACGUAAGUGGAGGAAAUGGGCAGAUGAAGUGUUUGUUCACACUCUUUCGCCAAAUGUAUAUAGAACGAUUGAUGAAUCCUAUAGAACUUUCGACUGGUUUUCAGAAGUCGGCAAAUGGGAGGAAUAUUUUCCGUCAUGGGAGCGGAUGUUAAUAAUAAACGUAGGUGCGAUGGCAAUGUGGUUGAUAGGAAAAAGACUCAAGAAAAGACACCGUUUAAAGGAUGAUGUUCGACAGUCGUUGUAUGACGAGGCAAAUUAUUGGUUGCAUAACAUCCACGCGCGAGGCACCGCUUUUAUGGGUGGCAGCAAGCCCGAUCUAUCCGAUCUUGCGGUGUACGGGAUCUUGAAGAGUAUCGAAGGCUGCGACGCUUUUCAAGAUCUACUAACUCAUACGAAAAUCGGCGGUUGGUACAACGCUGUGAAAGAACAAGUUGAUACACAUUCUGGUAGUGCGAAUUUAAGAUAAGAGUUUUUACGUGAUAUAUAUACAUAUAUCAACCAAUUGCGCCUGGUGUGUAUAGAAUUAUUUAUUUACACAAUAAAUGAUACUUAAUAAAUAAUUUAA